AUGGAGGAGUUAAUAAAGCAGUUUAUGGUUCAACAAGCACAGUUUGUGGCAGAAAUAAAGAUUCAACAGGCACAGUUUGCAAUUGAGUUAAAGAGUCAACAAUUACUUACAAGAAAUCUAAAGUUAAAAUUGGGUCGAAUUACAGAAGCACAGAAUACAAGACCUCAAGGAACAUUACCUAGUGAUAUAGAGAAAAAUCCUAAGCAGAGUGUGCCAAAAUAUGCAAAAUACUUGAAGGAUAUAGUUGCAAAUAAGAACCAUUUGAUCGAGUAUGCUACAGUUGCACUUACUGAGGAGUGUACAUCCAAGAUUAAAAGCAAAUUACCCACGAACCUAAAGGAUCCAGGUAGUUUCACUUUGCAGAUUACCAUCAGACAGACCAUUAGUGCUUAUGGAUUGUGUUAUUUGGGGACUAGCAUCAAUCUUAUGCCCACAUUGUGGUACCGGAAGAUGGGUCUUGGGAGUCCUAAACCCACUACUAUUGUUUUGCAGUUGGCGGAUAGGUCCUUUGCUAGGACAGAUGGCAUUAUCGAAGAUGUCUUGGUGAAAGUGGGGUUCUUAAUCUUUCCGGUGGAUUUUGUAAUUCUUGACUUUGAAGCUGAUCCUGUUGUUCCAUUUAUUUUGGGAUGA
This is a messenger RNA of Capsicum annuum, 630 nucleotides long. RefSeq lists its product as uncharacterized. The record is from RefSeq and is a predicted model, not a curated record. The transcript is spliced from 2 exons. The coding region runs from base 1 to 630 and encodes 209 amino acids. Lineage: Eukaryota; Viridiplantae; Streptophyta; Magnoliopsida; Solanales; Solanaceae.